Molecule: messenger RNA, 1860 nt
Organism: Alternaria conjuncta
Lineage: Eukaryota; Fungi; Ascomycota; Dothideomycetes; Pleosporales; Pleosporaceae
Exons: 1
Coding region: 1-1860 (619 amino acids)
Source: RefSeq, a predicted model, not a curated record
AUGUCAGCUUCAGACAGGUUGUACAUGAAGUACAAGGACAUGAUCGACUUUGAUAAUCUUCCCGCGUCCAUACUCGGCAUGGACAACUUCCACCCCGUCUCACCCCUCCGCCUCGGACAUUCGAAGUCCGCCGAUCCAGAGAAGCCUUCGAUUUUAGAUCUUCCGGGCGAGCUCCGCAAUCAGAUCUUUGCUUACCUGGUCACAUUUCCCUUUCCAGUGAACGUGGAGUUCGGCACUCACUAUCGCAUGUUCCUCAGAAGAGCCGAUCGGCUUCGUUUUGCUACUUGGCUCUUCCCUCCUAUUGACCUCUUCAGGUCAUGCCGAACGCUGUAUCGCGAAGCGGGUACUAUGCUCUACUCGAACAACACGUUCCUGUUUUCGCGCUAUUUUCCCAAUGAACACAACGAACAAGACCUACCUGGUUCGCUUGUCGAGAUACCUCGCGAGUUCUUCAGCCGUCUGGGCUCACAAGCGCACUGGCUGCGUAGCAUUGUCUUAGACCUAGAUCAGCUACAGCCCAUGAACUGCUUCAGAGGAGAAGCUCGACUAGACCAUUCUUUCGAGGCACGAGAAGCGGUGUUUGACGAGAAGCUGGAGCUUUUCGAGGUUACUCCUCUCCUGCGAGCUAUCUGGCGCCUCAAUGCUGACGUGGACGUCACCUUCACGCAGAGCUUUGGCCCUCUCAAUGUGCAUGAUAAGAAAUAUGUUCAAUAUCACGCUUCAUCGCUGACUGCUGUCAUGCGGUCUAUUCUUCAGGGUCAACUAAAGUUACGACAAUAUGGAAGGCUGGUUGCUGCUGUUGGUAUAAGACGAGAUGCAUCCGGAGGGAUUAUCAAUUGGGGUACUACAAACUACGACCUUCGUGGUGGACAUCCGCAAAGGAUCAGGGUUCUUCCUGGUCCAGAACAUAUGUCUACCUUUGUGGCGGAAGACGAUGGAUCCCGACUCAAGCUAGUGAGCAGCAAUCAAGCUAAUCUACUCGCGCUGCCUGGACGCUUACGUGAGCGCAUCUUUAAUAUGGUCGUCACCCCUGUUGAAGGAAUAUCUAUCGAUCUCGACAAGGAGACUAAGUUCAACUGUGGCUUGCUGCAUACGAACCAAGAGAUCUACCAGCGCUGGAGGUCUUCAUUCCUUUACCAGAACAACUUCGUCCUUACAACAACGACAACAACGAGCGAUACGCGUACCACAUUCGAUAACUUUGACAAGUUGCGGCAGUUUCUCCGCAAGACGUACAAAUUCAUCGGCUACGGCGGCCAUGAGUCAACGACGACGAUUGGGACAGGGGGCCAUUCUCGCCGGGGGACUGGCGUAAUAUAUAUCCUCAAAUUUGACCUCAAUAGGCCAGCUACUUUGAGCGAUAUCCGCAUCAAGAUCCUUCCUUUUGUAAUGGAAACCUCAACCACAUCGCCCAGUCAGGAAGUGACAAUCCAGAUAUGGGCCCCAACACCCGGAGGAUCAUCGGCCAUGACAGCUAGCCACACCAUAACCCUCCGCAAGCUGCGACUAGAUGUCGUAAAAGCCAUUCUGGACUAUGCGUUUGCAGGACCCUACGACUGCAACCCAUAUUUACCCGACUUCUGGAUCAACGGGUUUGGAGAAGUCGUCGAGACCCUCGAUCGUUCGGGCGAGGACACGGGUAGUGCCUGGAAGCCUGCCUCUGAACUCGUGUUUAGCCCAAUAUACCACUCUGUUGUUAAUCUCCAUCCUAUCGAUCGGAAUUAUCGAGGGUGUGAGGUUAAUCCGAGGUGCGAUUUCUACGAAACAAAGCAGUUUUUCCCUUUCCGCGGCAAGACAGAGGAGGUUUUGCCGUAUCUUAUGAGUACGAUGGAGCCUUAUCCUUGGUUUUUCAAGAAGUAA